Messenger RNA from Sphaerodactylus townsendi, 5069 nucleotides. RefSeq names its product Rho GTPase activating protein 45 (gene ARHGAP45). Gene Ontology annotation, biological process: activation of GTPase activity; signal transduction. NCBI's taxonomy places the organism in Eukaryota, Metazoa, Chordata, Lepidosauria, Squamata, Sphaerodactylidae. Gene Ontology annotation, molecular function: GTPase activator activity. The coding region runs from base 84 to 3251 and encodes 1055 amino acids. The transcript has 21 exons. The record is from RefSeq and is a predicted model, not a curated record. Gene Ontology annotation, cellular component: membrane.
GCCUCCUCUCAGGUGGCAUUUGAGAGGUCUAAGCCAACCGGGUCUGGCUUCUCCUCAUGUGGCGAGGAGAAGGUCUCUGAGGGAUGCUAGCCAAGCCUGCCAAUCGGAGGAGCAAUUGCAGUCCCUACUCUGCCAGUAUGAGGAGGAAAGUUUCGAAAGCCAGCGGGCACGUCCUGGAUUCCGUCGCCAACAGAGCCAGCAUGUGGCUUAAGGAGUUGCCGCGACGAGAUGGUCAGGAGAUGUCGGCUUCCAGCCUGCUGGACCUCUCUGCCUCAGCCACCGGUGCCACACUCAAGCGGCCCACCAGCCUCAGCCGUCACGCCAGUGCAGCUGGCUUCCCUCUGUCACCGGUGGUGUCCCGGGGCAUCACCAAAGCCUCCAAGCACCUCAUUACCCACAGUGCCGGGGACAGCUGCGAGGAGACCGUUCUGGAAGCCGAGGAGAUAGCCCACCUACUGGCUGAUGUGGGCCGCUUUGCAGAAGCCCUGCAGAAACUGGGGGACGUGAUGCUUCAGGAGGAGGAGGUAGAAUCUCACCGCUCGCUUGCCCAUGAGUGCCUCGGAGAGGCCCUGCGGAUUCUCCGGCAGGUCAUCGCCAAGUAUCCUCUGCUCAAUACCGUGGAGACAUUGACAGCAGCCGGGACUCUCAUCUCCAGAGUCAAAGGUUUCAAUUACGAAGUAAAGAAUGAAGGAGACAAACGGGAAUUCGAAAAGGCCCUGGAAACGAUUGCUGUCUCUUUUAGCAGCACAGUCUCUGAAUUCCUCAUGGGGGAAGUGGACUCCAGUACGCUCCUCUCUAUCCCUCUCAGCGACCACAAUCAGUCUAUGGAAAAUAUAUAUACCAGGAUCACUGGACAGGGAAUGGAAGAGAUGCCAACAGGCCUGGAAGACUUCAAUUCAAACUUUCUGUCAUCAGAAGAGGUUGAUAUCCUCCUCCAGAAGUCUGAGGGCGGGGUGGACACUGCCCUCCAGUACGCCAAGAAUAUCUCCACGUACAUGAAGAAUCUCAUAGCCUACCUGGAGAAGAGGACCACGCUGGAAAUGGAAUUUGCCAAAGGGAUUCAGAAGUUGGUGAACACCUGCAAGCCACCGAUCACUCAGGAGCGGGACAUGCCUCUGCUGUCGAUCUAUUCGCUGGCGCUGGAUCAAGACUUGGAAUACAGCAUGAAUUGUUUGCAAGUCAACAACAGUUUGCAAAUGGAAGAGCUGUUGCAGCCACUGAUGACAAGACGUCUUGAGCAUAAAAAGCGGCGUAAAGACAUCAAAGAACAGUGGAACCGAGCACAGAGGAAGCUGCAAGAGGCCAAGAGCAACCUGCGCAAAGCCAAGCAGAUGUACAUGCAGCGCUCGGAGGAGCACGAGAAGGCAAAAUUCGGGACGGUGAAAGCUGAAGAGGAGCAGCAAGCGGCAAGCAGCACAGCCACCGCCAAGGCCUUGGACAAGAGGCGCCGUCUCGAGGACGAAGCCAGGAACAAGGCGGAAGAGGCCAUGGCAACGUAUCGGACCUGCCUAGCGGAUGCCAAUACCCACAAACAAGGGUUGGAGGACACCAAGGUGAAUACCCUUCGGCAGAUCCACGAGUUGGUUAAGCAGAGUGACCAAAUCAUCAAAUCGGCCACUAUCACCUUCUACCAGAUUAUGCACAUCCAGACGGCUCCGCUGCCUGUCCACUUCCAGACCUUGUGCGAGAGCAGCAAACUCUACGACCCCGGGCAGCAGUACGCCUCCCGUGCCAAGCGGCUGCAGAGGGGGGAUGAACCAGAGGCCGCGUACAACUUUGAGCCUUACAUGGCACACAAUGGGUCUCCGCCGCCCCGAGCGCGAAAGGGCAGUUCUAGCACCAGCGAGCUUGCGGUGUCUGGCAACUCCGAUACACCCAAAAAAGAGGAUGCGACCUCUGAAGGGGACUUGACAGCAGCCCUGCAGAGCGGGCCAGCCACUGUUGAGCGACGAGGACUCGCUGUUGCGCCCCCGGAAAUCACAUCACCCACUGGCCCCUUCCGAAAUGUUGGUUUAUCCAAAGCCGCUCGGACCCACCGGCUGCGGAAACUGCGGACCCCCGCCAAGUGCCGAGAAUGCAAUAGCUAUGUCUAUUUCCAGGGAGCAGAAUGUGAAGAGUGCUGCUUAUCCUGCCACAAGAAAUGCCUGGAGACGCUCGCCAUCCAGUGCGGACACAAGAAGCUCCAAGGCAAGCUGCAGCUCUUUGGCCAGGAUUUUCUGCAGGCUUCUGGCGCCAGCUCCGACGGCAUCCCCUUUAUCAUCAAGAAAUGCAUCUGUGAGAUCGAGAAGAGGGCGCUAAAAACAAAGGGCAUCUACCGUGUCAACGGUGUCAAAACCCGAGUGGAGAAAUUGUGCCAGGCCUUUGAGAACGGGAAGGAGCUUGUGGAACUCUCCCAGGCUUCCCCGCACGACAUCAGCAACGUUCUAAAACUCUACCUGCGACAGCUACCGGAGCCGAUCAUGCCCUUCCGCACGUACAACAGUCUCAUGGGGGCAGCCAAGGAGAGCCUGCAGGGCGGGGCCGAGGGCAAGGCCACGAAGAAUGCCGUCGAGCUGGUGGACAAAGGGGCCGAGACAGACCAGGUGGUGGUCACCUUGGUGGCGAAGCUGAAGGAACUCCUGCGCCAUCUUCCCCGGGAGAAGCUGGCCACGCUGAAGUAUAUCGUGCAGCACCUGAGGAGGAUUGUGGAGGUAGAACAAGAGAAUAAGAUGACGUCCGGCAACCUGGGCAUUGUCUUUGGCCCUACGUUAAUGCGUCCCCGGCCCACAGAGGCCACCAUCUCUCUCUCAUCCCUGGUCGACUAUCCCCAUCAGGCCCGUAUUGUGGAGGCCUUCAUCGUCUUCUACUCGGCCAUCUUUGAAGAGGACGGUGUAGUUCUGGGAGAGGAACUGAAGGAGGAGGGGACAGCCCAAAGCCAGGAGGACGCUUGCGAUCAGCCGCACAGCAGCAUCCCGUACCUCGUGGAGACAGUUGAACCUUCUGAAAAUCUCGACGGCGACUCAUACAGAGAGCCCAGCGUAGAGCAGUAUAUCGAUUCAGACUCCGAGCAGGAAGACACAGCAGAGGCCGAGACCAGCAGCGACGAGGAAACGCCAUCCCAGGCCGGAGCCAGCGAGGAAGAGGCGCUGCCCAGAACGUCCAGCGUCGGCCAGUCGGAUUCAGAGGUCGUUUCGCACCCGAGACAGGAGGAUGAGCCUGAAGACGAUGCGGUCUUUAGCAGAGGGACAGAGGUGGAGAAUGGGGAAGGGUAGCUUAGAAUACAGAGUGGGCUGAGCUGGCAGCCCAUUUCCACUGCUAGCUCUUGCUUCACUGCUUGGCCCCAGGACGUCAGGAAAACACGGAGCUUUGCUGGGCUGCCAAAAUAAGGACUGUGUAGGCCCCAAGCUUGGCUAGGGCAGGGAGAGAAUCUCUUCAGCAAAGUCUUUGGGAGCCGAUUUCCUCUUCCGGGUCCUGUGCCAACGAGGCAUUGCUUCCAACCUGUUUUAAAACAUCCCCCUCCAACCGAGGCUAAAAUUGCAUUGAGUAGCUGCACAGACAUGCAGCAGAGUGGCUUCAUUAUAGAAAUAACAUCAACAGACACAGCUAAAUGGAAAAUACCACCUUAUAAGAGCAAGGCAGUAUUGACCUUCGAUGCGAUGUCUUUUUUAAAUUAUUAUUAUUAUUCUUGUUGAUCUUCCUCCCCUUAGCUCAGGGUGGAAUCUAUCAUUCACCACAUCUCCAUUUUAUCAUCACAACAACCCUGCGAGUGGGUUAAGCAGAGAUUGGUCCAAGAGGAGCUUUGUGGCAGAGAUUUGAACCCAGGUCUCCACUGCCCCUUAAAUAUUACUCCUGGAAGCUCCAAUUCUUUUUGCCUGUAAAUGACACAGCGAACGCUCAUUUUUUCAAUGCCUGUGUAUGAGCAAAGCAGAAAGUAUUUUUACCAGUGGACUGUUUACUUGAUUUUUUUUUCUCUAAAGCUAGACGUGUUCAGGAAAUUUUAAUUUUUCACAUAGUAAAGUUUAAAGAAAACACACAUUAGGUCUGCUUUGGGAGCUGAAUUCUGCAGGAUUCUUCGGAGGGGGGGUGGGCGCAGACUUGAAAAUGCUUUUUUUCCUUUUAUUAACAUGCUACGGGAAAGGGAACGACUCCAUCCAAUGUUCGGAUGCCGCACGUAACCAAAUGCAGAAAUCAAAUGCCGCAAGACUGACUCUGCGCUGCUUAAACACACAAAGCUAUCUAGGAUCAGGCGAUAAACCGGCACAGCAGCUCUCUAGACCGGCCUACCCGGAGAAUUGGGCAUCUUCUGCCUUUCAAACGGAUGCUCUGCUCCUGGAGCUACACUAUUGGUCAAGCUAGCUCAGAAUUGUGCUUAGUAGUUGACUCAUGUAUCAGGCAGAAAGAGGGCUUUUCCUGGCUAAGAUGAGUGGCUUAGCUUUGGAGACCAGAUUUAGCAAUACCCUUCUUUUUCACAGGCCAAAAGGUGACUCAAACCCAACCUCAGCUUUUUCAGGUACUGUGCCCACAAGGAAAAGGCAAAUAUACUUGUUAUUAAUGAGAGAUUUAAAUAUCCUUUUAGUAUGUCUGGAUGAACCUCGACUUUCUGCUAUGCAAGUGAAGAACCUCAGAAUUGGGUUAGGUGAUCCAUUUAAAUGUGCACAAGAACCAUUUUUAGCAUUAGGGAAUAGAGAUUUGCGCCCAGCCUUUAAAAUACUGAAUGACUGCACCUGUCCUGUAUAAUAGGAUUACAUUUUCCUGCUUCCUAGAGGUAGAUUAGAGCUGAUCCUUCAGAAAAGAACUUGAUGCAGACCUUCCUGGGUGAAAUUGGAAUGGUACUGGAUGUGUGCAUGUAAACAGGAAGGGGGUGUGAAUGAAGAGAAAAGGAACACGUCUUCAUGCUCUGCUUUCAACUGUUUGUACAUCACUCAAGGCAGGUCUGAUGUCACACUAGCCAAUGUCCGUGAAGUGCUGUAUUUGUGCCCUUGCGCUCAGGUUGUAUGGAGGUACUGGGUUUCAUAUCAGCUGCGUGUUUUCCCAAUUGUAAGAUGAAGCAAUAAAAACACAACAUUGGGAAGUGCCAAUUUCCCUCGAAA